Messenger RNA from Saccharomyces eubayanus, 468 nucleotides. RefSeq names its product cytochrome c oxidase subunit IV (gene COX4). Gene Ontology annotation, cellular component: mitochondrial envelope. The record is from RefSeq and is a predicted model, not a curated record. The transcript has a single exon. Gene Ontology annotation, biological process: mitochondrial electron transport, cytochrome c to oxygen. NCBI's taxonomy places the organism in Eukaryota, Fungi, Ascomycota, Saccharomycetes, Saccharomycetales, Saccharomycetaceae. Bases 1 to 468 code for a protein of 155 amino acids.
AUGCUUUCGUUUCGUCAAUCAAUAAGAUUAGUUAAGCCGGCUACAAGAACUCUAUGGAGUUCAAGGUGUCUGCUUCAACAGAAGCCAGUGGUGAAAAUAGCCCAAACCCUAGCUGAAGUUAACGGUCCUGAAACUUUGAUCGGUCCUGGUGCUAAAGAAGGUACUGUUCCAACAGACCUAGACCAAGAAACUGGUUUGGCAAGAUUAGAACUUUUAGGUAAAUUAGAAGGUAUCGAUAUCUUUGACACCAAACCAUUAGAUUCGUCCAGAAAGGGUACCAUGAAAGACCCUAUCGUCAUUGAAUCGUAUGAUGAUUAUCGUUAUGUUGGUUGUACGGGUUCUCCUGCUGGUUCACAUACUAUUAUGUGGUUAAAGCCUACUGUUAACGAAGUUGCCAGAUGCUGGGAAUGUGGUUCUGUUUACAAACUAAACCCUGUCGGUGUUCCAAGUGAUGAUCACCAUCAUUAA